Molecule: messenger RNA, 7002 nt
Organism: Gavialis gangeticus (Gharial)
Lineage: Eukaryota; Metazoa; Chordata; Crocodylia; Gavialidae
Gene: SSH1
Product: slingshot protein phosphatase 1
Exons: 14
Coding region: 123-2174 (683 amino acids)
Biological process (GO): negative regulation of actin filament polymerization; actin cytoskeleton organization; protein dephosphorylation
Cellular component (GO): cytoplasm
Molecular function (GO): actin binding; protein tyrosine/serine/threonine phosphatase activity
Source: RefSeq, a predicted model, not a curated record
UCAACAGAUGAGAUUUCUCUGCUCCUCAUAGAAUAUACAAUCCACCCUUUUUUUUCCCCUCUUCUUUUUUUUUUUUCUUUUAAGGCUUUGGAAGCAAAAGGAUGUGAGUUGAACAGUGGGUUAUGAAUCUUUUUGGUUUUACUGACUUCUGCCUGUGUCUCGGGCCCGCACAAUGCUUCUGCCGUUCAAAGACAUCCAGGACAGCUUACCUAAGUGAGAGCUUUUUCAUGGUGAAAGGAGCGGCGCUUUUCCUACAACAAGGGAACAGCUCACAAGGCCAGCGGAGUCUGCAGCACCCUCACAAGCAUGCAGGUGACUUGCCCCAGCACCUCCAGGUGAUGAUCAACCUUCUUCGCUGUGAGGACAGAAUCAAACUGGCCGUGCGCUUGGAAAGCGUGUGGACAGACCGUGUCAGGUACAUGGUGGUCGUGUACAGCAGUGGGCGACAAGACACAGAGGAAAACAUUUUACUGGGCGUGGACUUCUCCAGCAAGGAGAGUAAAAGCUGCACCAUUGGGAUGGUCCUGCGGCUGUGGAGUGAUACCAAGAUCCAUCUUGAUGGAGAUGGUGGAUUUAGUGUGAGCACUGCCGGGAGGAUGCACAUCUUCAAACCAGUUUCCGUGCAGGCCAUGUGGUCUGCGCUGCAGAUCCUCCACAAAGCCUGCGAGGUGGCCCGGAGGUACAACUACUUCCCAGGCGGUAUGGCCCUGGUCUGGGCCACGUACUAUGAGAGCUGCAUCGGCUCUGACCAGAGCUGCAUCAAUGAGUGGAACGCGAUGCAGGACCUGGAGUCAACGCGCCCCGAUUCCCCGGCGCUGUUUGUCGACAUGCCAACUGAGCGGGAGAGGACAGAGCGGCUCAUUAAAGCCAAACUCCGAAGUAUCAUGAUGAGCAAAGACCUGGAAAAUGUGACCUCCAAGGAAAUCCGGAACGAGCUGGAGAAGCAUAUGAAUUGCAACUUGAAGGAAUUCAAGGAGUUUAUUGAUAACGAAAUGCUGCUCAUCCUGGGGCAGAUGGACAAGCCCUCUCUGAUUUUCGACCAUCUGUACCUGGGAUCAGAAUGGAACGCCUCCAACCUAGAAGAGCUGCAGGGCUCAGGCAUCGACUACAUUUUAAAUGUAACACGGGAAAUCGAUAACUUCUUCCCCGGGCUGUUCGCCUAUCACAAUAUCAGAGUGUAUGAUGAGGAGACAACUGACCUCCUUGCCCACUGGAAUGAGGCGUAUCACUUUAUCAACAAGGCCAAGAAAAAUCGCUCCAAGUGUCUGGUGCACUGCAAAAUGGGUGUGAGUCGGUCUGCUUCUACAGUCAUAGCUUAUGCAAUGAAGGAAUUUGGCUGGUCCUUGGAAAAAGCCUACAAUUAUGUCAAGCAAAAACGCAGCAUUGCAAGACCAAAUGCGGGUUUCAUGAGACAGCUGUCAGAGUAUGAAGGCAUUUUAGAUGCAAGUAAACAGCGCCACAACAAGCUGUGGAAGCAGCAGGCAGAGAGCAACCUGCCGCCGAGCACAGACGGCUCCCCAGGGUCCAGUGCCUUCCUGCUUGAAAGUCUGGACAUCGAUCUGGAAAACCGGCUGGUUGACCUGGACGCGCCUCUGUCGUCCAGCUACUUGGACAACCGAGGUGGCAUAGAGGCUGGGGAGCUCAGCUACUGCUUCCGGCACCUCUCUGACUCACUGCUGGAAAACAAGCAGCCUGGUGACAGGGAGGGACUUUUCCAGGUGGAGGACCUGGAGCGGGAUGCCAUUUCAGAGCAGGUGAAGUCACCCGCAGGCCAGCCUCCUCCUCCAGCAUCUCCUGCGGAUCCCAUGAAGGCCAAGGAGAGCAUGGAACCGUUGGCUGAGCUGAGCAGGUUCUGUGAGAAGGAAGUGAAGAAGAAACUGGAGCUGAGCAUCCAGAAGGCUUGGAACGCUCCUGGGCAAGUGGAUGGUGGGGAAGGGAGCUCCCGGGAGGAAAACCCCACGGAGAGGUGGAAGAGGCGCUUGUCCGUGCACAGGGAAGAAAGCCGGCUCAACAGAGAGAACCUAAAUAACAACAACAGCAAGCGGAGCUGCCCGGAGGAUUUUGAGGUGGGGGGAAAGGGGACGCUGAUUGAUUGGAAUGAACAGCACGAGGAAGAAACCAUAGCGCAUGGCUUGGAAUGGGACUUUGUGCGUGUGGAUUGCCUACUGCUCUGACCCACACUUCCCAGGACUGUUUGCCAAGUAUAAUAAUGUUGCAAUUAUAUACGUGUAUAUAAAAUGCUGAAAAUUUCUGUUUGAAAGUCUCAACAAAAGAACUGAUCACAGCAUUUUAUUUUAUUUUUGUGUGCACAAAGCAAACAUAGCACAAGUCUUUCAUUCCAACAGGCACUUGUGAAGAACUCCAUAGAUGGUGACAUAAACACUACCUCUGUUCUGGUUGAUAUCUGGUCUUGGUUUAUUAUUUUUAGGAGCUGGUUCUUUUUUUCUGCAGGAUAUUUAACAUUUUUUUUGAAAGGCAUUUGUGUGUGACAUGUACUGUAAAGACCCAAAUGAGCAUGGAGGGUGUAGGCUUCACUGCACUGAGUUCAUCCUCAUUAGGAGGUCAUGCAAAGGAGCGUAAAGCUGUGUUCGUGUUGACCAAGUGAUCUGCUGACCAGUCGGUCCCUGUGAGUUGUCCUAGUCCCGUAUUCAUAAUGGAGUGACAUCUAGGCUUGCGUGUUUUUGAACUUCAAAUGGAGAAGGUGUCUUGUUCUUCAGGUAUUAUUGCUGUUUGUUGUGGUUUAUGACUGUCCCAGUAAUAAGAAUGAGCCUGGCCAGUAGGUGACCAUGAAGCAUUGUGAGAUGUAUGUGAUGCUGGAGUCAGUGUUGUACUUGUGCUUUGGAGAACCUACUGCACUGAGCUGCUGCUGGCACGAGUUGCGAUAAGAUGAUUACUGACUUGCGUCCUGCUGUGACAGGCGGCAGCCAGGCUUACUGGUGUUCAAUGCAUUUGACAUAUAAGGCGGUAUUAGGCAAAUUUUGUUUAUUUUAUAUAAUAUUAUAUUUUUGGUAGAACUGUUCCUGCAUCCUGGAGUUUGCAGCAGUACUACAAAGCAGCAGCAGCAGGGCUAGCUCAGGAAAGUGCAUGGUUGUCAACCUCCUUUCUAGGCAAAAUCCAAGGGGGUUAUUAAUUGUGAUGGUGGUGGGGCUGCGUGGAAGGGAACGUGCCCUCGCUCCUGUUCUGUGUCAGUAGUGCACAGCACAGGGGCUGCCCAAGGUGAGCAGCCUCCUCCCAGUCGCUCUGAAAAACUAAGUUCUGCUCUCGGAUGCUGCUCCCUCGGGCUACGCUGGUCUCGCGUUGUCCUUCCAACGGUAGAGGUUGGGGCAAAGGCCAGGACGGGGGAGUUUUGCUAACCUCACCUCAAUGGACUAUUGCAAUAACUCAGAGAGGAUAAGCCAAAAGCUAGAACAGUGUCCCGAGCCUUUAACAAGCAUUCCUUCUUCCACGUGGAGCUGCUAGCUUCGCCUGCUGACAAAGGCAUUGCGGCCUCAGUCCUGGCCCCGCAAACUCAUUAGCUUCAGCAGAACAGGACCAGGCCCCUGGCUGUACAGCUCCUUCCUUCACCUGCUGCUGAGGCCUGCUGUCUGUCACGAGUGUAGAGACUGCCCUGAAAUUCUGUUCCCGUUUGGGUCUUCUUCCAGUUCCCAGUGAAGCGCUUGAAUCGGAGGACUUUGGGAUGCAGUCCUGCAAAUUAAUGUGAAAACGGCGCUGACCACAAUGAGUUAAACAAGUGAGAUAUGUGGAGGGACCCAACUGGGCCUGAGUUCAAUGUCCCUCAGCAAAGGGGCGAUGACACGUCCACAGUUGCCAUGGUGCUCCCUAGAGCACCGCCAAGAAGCAAGGUCCCAUCCACCUGUUCUUGCUUUAAGCCAGAAAUAAGGCAAGGUGUGACUGCCGGCAGAGUUGUUGGGAGCAUCAUGGCAGUGGUGUAGAUGCACCCUUACCAUGUCACAGCCCAUUGCGGAUCUGGUCCAGAUCAAUAUUUUAGUAUGCCGAUCCUCUCGCGCUGCUCCAGUGGCAGCGGACUACAACAGUGUAGUUGUCCACGGAUGCCGUGUCGAGUACAAUCAUCUCACCAGCCUGCCGUGGAGAAGUCUGCUUUUAAAAGACACCAUUGCGCUCUGUAUUUUUGCCAAAUUCAGAGAAAAGUGUCGUGAAGCACCUAAGUUCCGGGUUCCAAAAUGCCUUGGUCGCUGCAGCUUCUCAGACUCAUUGCAAGUCAUUUGGACAUGAACUCUUGGGUGACUUACAUGCUUCUGAAAACUGCUCUAGGGUAGCAUUUUAAAAAAGGCCUAAAUCCUAUGUCCUAGGUUAACUUUGGUGACAAAUCUCUCAUACUAUGCAGUUUUAGUGGCUAGGUGGGUGUGAGCCAGAAAUGUAUUUUAAGCGUUUCCAUGUGAAAGCUGGUUUUGCCAACACUGCACGCUCAUCCUUAGCUCACUGCCACUUUACCAUUUCACACAGGGAAGGUUGCUUCAUGUUAGCAAAGCAAAAAAGCAUCGCCAGCGAGUGGCACUGUGAGGGUCUUUUGGGGGUGUGAAACAUUGGGGUUUGCGCUUAUCUUGGUAUUGGAGAAAACUGUCCUGGCUCAGAGAGUUGGACUCUCCCUUAGCUGCUCUGUGCUGUUGUUUGCUGGCUACAAAUCUUCAGCUGUGCGUUUUGCACAGGCAUGUCUCUCGAUGCUGUGGUUGCCAUAGUUUUUUGCGUUGAGUGACUUAAUUGAAUUGUUGUUUCUGUGACGUGUUUCUGAAGUCAGUGCUGACCAGUUCAGUCCAUUACACUGUGAAUUCCCUGGCGCACAUACCUGCCGUCUCCCACCCCAGUGAAGACAUUUCCAUUUCACUUUAUCUGGGCUUGAGGGUAGAUCAGAAAUAUCAGCAUGGUUAUAUGCCUAAUGUUCAGGUACCGUGGGUGCAUUGCUAGGUCCCAACGCAUGUCGUAGAUUUUAAUUGUCUUCCUAUGUUUGUUCACACCUAGGUGAAAAAUGGAUUGGGGGGAUUAGGGGAUGGUGGUGGGCACAAAGGAGACAGCUCACCAGGUACUUGACGUCUGCCAGUGUUUCUUCAAAGCCUGUUAGCCCAUGCGAAAUGGCUCAUACCGAAGGUAUGUAUGUUGUCAGUAUGUCCACCAGCUCCCCCAAAGUCCAAGUAUUGUACUUGAGGCUUGAGCGCAGCACAACAGCUGGGGUACAAUGGGAGCCGUGAGAGCUGGUUACACAGUUGUUCAAGUUUUGCAAAUCACUGACCCAUUCCUUCUUUGCUACAGGGAGGUGUUUCUUCAGCUCAGCCCUGUAGCAUCUUUUGCCCAAGCCUGUGGCAUUGGAGGACAGAUUCUAGCCUUUUUUGUAUUAUGUUUAAUGUGUCUCUUCCCAUAUCCUGUUUCUCUAUUUUGUUUCUGCCCUCUUCACCCAAAUAACCCUCAAGGGUCCUUAAAUAGUGCCAUGCUUGAAGAACAAGUAGCAAGCUCCUAGGCUAGGACUGUCCUGUUUUCAGUGGGUCUGCUUGAGAUGUCCCACUGUGGGGAUACGCACACCCUGUCCUCCGCAUUGCUAGGGCAGGGACCAUCCGCUGGGGAGUAAGAGCGUAUUGCAGUGUAGCGCGAUACGUUUCAGUGCAGCGAACAAUGUCCCACUGCAGAGUUUGUUCCCAACCAUCCCGUUGGCUGACCGACCCGCUGUUGCUCUUACGAGACGAGGAGCUUAGAACUGAAGCCCUAAGGAUUUCUAAGACACAAGUGAAUAUAGUGUUUCCUUCCUGUUUUCUUCUUGGGUGCCUGCCAAAUUCGACUGCUACUUCUCCUUGUACUUCUCCCAUUGACUGCUCUUCCCAGGUGGUGAUUUGAACUCAGCCGUCUGGUUGCCCAUGGCUGUGUCACCACUUCUACAACAUCGCUCAUCAAGCUUGAAACCCCAUUGCUGCUUAGCGCAAUGCUAUACUGUCAGUAUUAGAGAGGUAGCUAAUUUGUUUCUCUUCAUUUUCUUUUCUUUUUUUUUUUUUUUUAAAGCCGUUUUAUGCAUAGAGGGCCCUAGCAUGCCAUUCCAGAGUUCUUGCAGCCAAAAGAUGCAAUGCCUGCCGGCUGCAUUAGACUUGUUGCAUGAGAAGUUAGCUGUUUCCUUUCCUUCCCGUGUAUUGUAACUGUUCUUUUCCAACUGAGUGCCUUAAUAAUAGUUUACAUAUACCAUAUCUUUCUGCCGAGCUGUCAAACUCUGCUGCUUCGCUGUUGUUCUGGUGCUGCGGUGUCUUUAGUGGCAGUCGGACCAUGACUACUUGCGCGUACCUUCCCUGUGUGACGCCUGUCAUUCCUGAGCACAGAGCCACUAUCAGAUUCCCCUUCCCUAUAGCAGGGCAUAUGAGCAGACAGAUCCCAGUCUCUGUUGCCCCAUCAUUGUUUCGAUGCAUCUAUGCAUAGCUGCAGAAAGCACAGGCCGGCGUGCAGAGCUUGACGAGACGUUCCAAAGACGGAAGGCCAUCAUUCCUCGGGGGCGUGUUGCAAAUGCCAUCUCAGCCAAGGUGUGCCCCACCAUCAGAUCUGAAAUGCACAAACUGGCACCUUAUUUCCAGCCUAUGCUUCUUUUCUUUUCUUUUUUCUUGGUUGUCGUUGUCAUUCCGUGUUUUAGAGAGCACCUCAUCUUGGCCUCAAGCGUUCUUUAAUUCAAUGAUGUCUCCAUUCUUGUUCCAAAUGUUGGCCUGUUCUCCUCACCCAAGGGUGGACUCAGCUCCCCAGCUAGUGCCCUCAUUAGGCAGACUCCAGACGUGAAAGGGCAGAUGACUGCUGUGUCGCUGUUUCAGUGCAUUGCUGUACUCUGACGAUAUCCAUGUUCCUUUUGUUCUGGUGUAUUUCUUAAGUCUGGUUUUUAUAUAUUUAAAUAUGCAGUAUCUUUUGUACUGUACCUUUGCAGUAGGGGAUGCAUAAUGCACUUUUUUUUUUACUUUGGUUUGUAAAAGUGUACUGUAUAUUUUAUGUGCUUCUUGUGAGAAAAAUAAACUUGUUUUUUUUUCUUUA